AUCCAGCAUUAUGUUUAGUCGUGUCGUGCGUUUGUACCGGCACCGUCGUGGUUCGAACCGGUGUCGUUCGCGUGUGUAAUAAAAUAUUGUUGGUUCACGUUACUUACGUCUGGCGAACAGUAUGGAUUCGAAAGAUCUACCGUGAAACGUAUUCGGUUCGGGACAAUUCAUAACAAAGUGCAACAGGAAUCAUCAUUGGAAAGAGUAGUAUCCGAAACUACCACCCCACGCCGUUUAGGGUGGUCGCCGGCGAGUUCUCUUCCACUGGAAAUUUCGGACAAGACUGUGGGAAUGAAGAGACCUGCUACGACUCUAGUUCAAUCUAAAUAGGCUUCCGUGGCUUGCUCUCUCAAUUAUAUUUUUGUUUUUGCAACAACGUUGAAUUUGGUUCAAAAACGCUCGCGGGAGAUGUUGGCGAGUCAGACGUGAUGGCUGAAAACGGCAACUACGCAGGCGGCAAAGGACAUUUCUGUCAGCUCAACAGCCUGUGGUCCGUGUGGUACGGUCUACUCGCUACCGCGCUUAAUGUCUAUUCCGUUUUGCUAGCCACUCGGAGACUAUCGGAAUACUUGGAGGUAGUAUGGCCACCGAAAAGCGUACUCCCGCCCCGGUACGAAGUUCACUGCUUCGUGGCCACCAUCGGUAUGGCCGCCGUGCUAGUACCUCUGGUGGCCUUUACAGCCGCCUUUCGAACCGGAAACAUGGCCAACGACUCCGACAAACUGGGAAACCUGUUGGACGUCCGACGUCGACGACUGUCAUCAUGUUGGACUCACGGGCCGCCGUCUUCUUCCACACUACACUCGUUCACGGCGCUCGCCCUGCUGGUAGUCAAGCUCAUGAUCGAAGCCAGGCUCAUACAGGCCGGUCUCAUGUCUACAAAUAAUAUUUGGAAUACCGACUUGGACUUUCUGGUCCUCGGUGGUCAUCAGUCCAGUCCACCAAACAUCACGCUUAAAAAUAUGCACAUUGAACCCAAAACACAGUCGGUUCUUGUCCCACAGUCACCGUCGCCAUCAACAAAUAGAUCAUACGCUGGGGAUACUGAUGGGGUCAUGUCCGUCGAGUUUUUCAAUUACGCCAUGGCCUUGUUCAUAUAUUGCGGGCGGUAUGCGUCCGUUUUUUGGGAAACUAACAAAUGUUUCGCCACGUUAUUUUCCGUCCAGCUAUUUGCCAACGCUAUACAGUGCCUGUCGCUGUAUCUUUUCACCUGUAUCCUCUACAAGAUGCAAGUGUUGGGCGUCUGCAAAAUGGUGAAGGAACUGCCGGCCGGACCCACCACGUACCACCUGGUCCUGGAUCACUUGGACACCGCGGUCCUGUUCACCGUCACCACCGUGCUGAUAUUCGUGUCCAAUUCGAUAGUGUACUACUACGGGUACACUCGAUUCAGUGGGUUCGUGAAACGGCAGACGGGCGGACGGAAAUCCGUGGCCGACGCAUACUCUAGCCUGAUGCCGUACUGCGCCAGCGUACUGGCCCUGCUGGCCGUCGUCGCGUCCGAGAGUCCGCUGCUGUACAACGCCAUCGUCGUGUUCCGGUCGUCCCUCAACGGUGUGGUUUUGGCGUGCCUUUUGAACUCCACCGCGCACGUGUUCGUCUGGAUAGCCAUGUGGUCCGUGCUCACGCUCAAGCCCUGUUGGAUGUUCAACCUGCACCUGUUCUUGGAGUAUGACUCCAAAGGAGGCAGUGGAGGUGCAAGCGGAGGAGGCGGUGCAGGCGGUGCAGGCGGAGGCGAAGGAGACGACGCGCAGCGCGUGCCACUGCUGGUGGUGGCCCAGGGCGCCACGUACUCGCUGACCGAGAAGACGGCCAAGCGAAUCGUCACGUCGGUAGUGGAACGCGUAGUCGCCGACUACACGCGAGUCGCUGCCAAUUCGGACAAGCACAAGUAUAAAAGAACGCCAAAAACAAUGAGUGAUGAACAAAUAUACUGGCCUAGACCAAAGUCAAGUUCAGGCCGUAGUUGUUUAAGUGAAAUGGAAGACUCGGACGAACAGUCAGGCUGUUUUGGUUGUAAACGGACAAAAAAAUCUACAAGAGGUAUACCGAUGGACAAAAUCAACCGGAGGGGAGUCAGUCCAGAAGACGACGGUGAUUAUGCGAAGCUCCGCGAAUUGCCGAUGGUCGCUAGAGCUACAAACGAUCAUAGUGACGAUAAUACUUCCGAAGACACGAAGCUUUUGGACACGGUCCGGGAAGGUGUAAUUACGUACGCUAGCGCCAACACAAGAGAGUUGUUUUACUCGCCGGCCACGCCACCACCGCCACCGCCGCCCAUACAAGAAGACAUAAGUUCAGCUGCAGAAUUCCACGCUAGCAAAACCCAAGUGUCCAAGCAACAACAACAGCUGCGCGAACACGCGUACCGCGGCGGCGGCGUGUACAGCAAAACGACGGCGGCGACGGGCCUGCAGCUGCAGGGCGGGCCGCAGCGCACGUCGGGCGCCGCAUCGGUGACGACCGCCGACGAUUUCGAGGAAGAGGACACGGUCAAGUCGGAGUCCGAGGCGUCCGCGGCCGGCCACUCGCCGCAGGCCGCGUGCAGCGGCCACAGCGAAUCGUCGAGCGGUGUGCACUCAAACAGCAGCCACGACACGGCGGCCACGAUGCCGCUGCCGCCGCCGCCGCCGCCGUUGCAACUGUCGCCGGCCGCGUCCACGUCCACGCUGUCGCCGACGGACGACGAACAGCGGCGCCGGGCCAGUUACGCCGACCUGCAGAUCAUCGACACGGUGGUGAUCCGGCACAAGGGCGGCCCGGGCGCCAAGGCCCGCAUGCCGCCGGACCCGUGCACCAGGCCCACGAACGUGUCGCUCAGCUCGUUCACGGAACCUCGGGGCGCCCGGAACCGGCCCGGCUCGGUGCCCGGCUGGAGGACGAUGCCGCACAACGUCGCGGCGCCCGCGCCCCCGCCCCAGGUCAAGGCCCCGUCGCACUAUCGCCAGUACCAACAUCAGCAGCAGCAGCAGCAGCAGCAACAGCAACAAAAUCAGAUCAACUAUCAGCAGCAUCAACGGCAGUGGUCGUCGUCGUACAACGGCGGCGGCGGCGUGGGGGUGAGCGGCGUCAAAGCGUCCGGCGGCGUCCGGUCGCGGAACCACUCGACCAUACCCACGCACCACAACGGCGUCAGGCUGUUCCAGCAGCACCAGCAGCAGUCGUACGGCCAAUAAUACGUUUCGGGCCGUCCUUCCUGAAUUAUUAUUAUGUUUGUAAUGUGAUUCGAAAACGUUACGAUUGCAGUAGAGGAACGUAUAAUACUCAGUAGCACACGACAUGAUAAUAUUGUUAAAAAAAAAAGGGAGGUGCCGACGGAAGUAGAACCGUCCGGUCGGAGCUUUUCGAAAAAAAAACAACAGACGGAUUUUGAAUCAUAUACCGUAGACGUUUCCGCUCUGACGACUUAAACUAUACCUCCGUGCGGAACAGUCGACCCACGAUCAAUAUUAUAAUAUACCCCAAACCAUUCCUGAAAAUAAUCGAAACGAUCUAGUCCCGUGAUUCGUGCAUAUAAUCAUAAUAUCGUGUAUCUAUAGUAAAAUAAUAAUAUGUGUUUAACGACUUUAGUUUCGGAAUUAUUACUAUUAAAUGAUAUUUAUCUAAAUAUAUAAUUAACGUAUCAUUAUUAUUAUUAUUAUUAUUAUUAUAUCAUUAUCCAUAAUAUCACAUUUAAUCGUAUCGAUAAUUAUUAUUAUAUUAUAUAAAAUGACAAACUACACCGAUAUAAGACGUAUGUAAUAAUAAGUCAUAUUAUAAUUAUAUGUAUAUAUUAAAUAUAUUAUAUAUCCAGAAACGUUUACCUCCAAACGACCCGAACGAAUUUGUCGUGUUGAGCUUACCAAAUAUAUUGUUUUUUUUUUUUUUUUUUUUAAUUUAUCACCCGAUAGACUGAACGACACUAACUAAUACGUAGAUGUAUAUAGAGUAUAGAGUGAAAAAAAGACUCCGUCCUUGCCACCAAAGGAAUUUUCAAGCGAGCGCAGGGAAACAAUUUUAUUUAUUUAUAUAAUUUAUAGUUCAUAAACUUGCGUUGUAAAAAUAUUAUCGUAUCAUAUUUUAUAUCGUUAUGUUCGUCAUACAUUAAUAUUACGCGCUAUUCCGUACUCUCGACUUUAAUUUUACGAUAUUAUUAUAAUCGUCCACACAUCUACAAACGUAAUGUCCGUUUACGAUUCGAGAGACUGUAUUAUAUAACGUUGUGAGUGGAGAUGUAAGUGAUAUUUACUUUCCGAACACCGAAUCUAUGUAUCUUAAGGUUUGGUACUUACCACAAUCCGAGAAUUCACCGACGACAAUAAGCGAUAUCAGCCCAGAUUCGAAUUUUGUCGGGAUUAGUCACGGGUAUUUUUCGAGCUAGGUAGAGAGUCUCGCCUGUAAUACGAUUUAUAUCAAUAUAAUAUUUUGUAUAAUUUUUUUUUUUUAUCUUACAAAUGUAACCCAACCGAUUCUAAUUAUGACUCGUUAUUUCUAUCGAUCCGUUUUGUUUUCACGAUUCCCUUCGACAGACUGUUGUUAUCCUUGGUGCUAUAUGAUACGUUUAUCAUUUUUUUUUUAAAGUUUGAGCAUUUCUCCAUUAUUUUCAUACAAUCUUUUGUACUAUAUUUUCAGUUUAUUCUAUUUUUUUUAUUAUCAUUACUAUUUUUUUUUUUUAUAUAAUUGUCAAAUAACAUUUUAUAUACUGUAUAAUAUUAUAAUAUAAGAUAUUUACAUACCUUCAUAUUCUUUUUAUAUACCUAUAUUAUAUAUUAUUACAAUUACGUGUGCGCAUAUUUAUAAUUAUUUUAAGAUAUAUAAUAUUAUUAAAAAACAAAAUGUUUAGUCAUAUAAAUUAUAAUAUUAUAUUUAGUGAUUAUAGUAUGACAUGUAUUUUGUGUACGCGAUAGGUAUACUGCCCGGACAAAACGGACAAUAAAACGUCGUUUUUCCCGCGUAUCACAAUAUUAUUAUAUAGGUAGUAUUUAUGACAGAUUAUAGUCAACGUAAACAAAACAUAUUAUAAUAAUAAAUUAAUUAGCGUCCGUUGUAUUUACAAUAUUAUUAUUGAUACUUAGAUAUUAUGUUGUGUUUUAUAAUUUUAAAUAAAGAUCUCAUUUGUACUUUGAACCAAA
This is a messenger RNA of Aphis gossypii (cotton aphid), 5111 nucleotides long. RefSeq names its product protein tincar (gene tinc). The record is from RefSeq and is a predicted model, not a curated record. The coding region runs from base 429 to 3176 and encodes 915 amino acids. The transcript has 11 exons. Lineage: Eukaryota; Metazoa; Arthropoda; Insecta; Hemiptera; Aphididae.